AUGAAUCUUCGUUGGUGUUUCUUUGCUUGUCUCUUUCUCUUGGUGGGGUUGAAAGUAGAGCUAGCUAAUGCUCAGAUUUACAGAAAGGUUGGAAAAAAAAUCCUUCCUUAUACCAAAAUAGUUGUGGAUCAAUCAGGGCAUGGAAACUUCUCUACCAUACAAUCUGCUAUUGAUUCAAUCCCUUCCAACAACAGACAUUGGGUCAACAUCAAAGUGAAUGAAGGUACCUACAGAGAAAAAGUGAAGAUUCCUCUGGAUAAGCCUUACAUUAUACUAAAAGGAGAUGGAAAGAGGUCAACUUUAGUUGACUGGGAUGACCAUACGGCAACCGAUCAAAGUCCUACAUUCUCAAUCUUGGCUGACAAUAUUGUUAUCAAAUCCAUGAGCUUUAGGAAUUCAUACAACAAUCCAAUGAAUAGUAAUCCCGUAACACCUGCCGUAGCUGCAAUGGUAACGGGCGACAAGUGUUACUUUUUUAGAGUUGGUUUCUUUGGUAUGCAAGACACUUUGUGGGACGAAUCGGGAAGACAUUACUACAAGCUUUGUACCAUACAAGGUGCUAUUGAUUUUAUCUUUGGCAGAGGCCAGGCUUUAUUUGAGAGUUGUGCCAUAUAUGUUAUUGAUGGGGCACUAGGUCCAGGUUGGCCUGGUUAUAUCACAGCACAAGGGAGAUCAAGUCCAAAAGAUUCAAAUGGUUUUGUUUUCAAAGAUUGUAAGGUGUUUGGAACUGGGUCAAUUUACUUGGGAAGGGCAUGGGGAGAUUACUCUAGAGUUCUCUUCUACAAUACCUAUAUGUCCUCCAUUGUACAACCUAGUGGUUGGGAUGCAUGGUAUUCCGCUGGACACGAGGAUCGCAUAACGUUUGCGGAGUAUGACAAUUUUGGACCUGGUGCUAAAACAUCCAAGCGAGUGAAUUGGACUACGAAGUUGGGUUUAUCAACAGUUAAGGAGUUAGCAAGUUUGAAAUUCAUUGACACUGAAGGAUGGGUUGACAGAUUAAGAAUUAUUGGUAGGCCUGGUUAUAUCACAGCACAUGGGAGAAAUAAUCCAAACGAUGCAACUGGUUUUGUUUUCAAAGAUUGCAAGGUUUUUGGAAAUGGGAAAACUUACUUAGGAAGGCCUUGGAGAGAUUACGCUAGAGUUCUUUUCUAUAACACCUAUAUGUCCAACAUUAUAAAACCUACUGGUUGGGAACCAUGGCAUUCCGUUGGACAAGAGUAA
Molecule: messenger RNA, 1221 nt
Organism: Gastrolobium bilobum
Lineage: Eukaryota; Viridiplantae; Streptophyta; Magnoliopsida; Fabales; Fabaceae
Product: probable pectinesterase 29
Exons: 6
Coding region: 1-1221 (406 amino acids)
Biological process (GO): cell wall modification
Molecular function (GO): pectinesterase activity
Source: RefSeq, a predicted model, not a curated record